Molecule: messenger RNA, 1507 nt
Organism: Anopheles darlingi
Lineage: Eukaryota; Metazoa; Arthropoda; Insecta; Diptera; Culicidae
Gene: slf
Exons: 3
Coding region: 160-870 (236 amino acids)
Source: RefSeq, a predicted model, not a curated record
CCUUUCAGCUAUAAAAUCUCAACAAUCUGUGGAGUAAACUUUUGUUUUCGUUCGAGGCUCCACCGAUCUAGAUAAAAAGAGUUAACUGGCCAAAGCGUUGGCAGUCUUGGAGCAUCUUCACCCAAAUAUUAAAUCGAAUAGAGAAACAGUGCGUUCAAGAUGAAAACUCUGCUACUUUUGAUGGCGUCUUUGAUCGUCGUAUGUUUUGCCGAACCAAAACCUGCUAUCAACGAAGUGAAAUCGAACCAACCACUUCAAAAACCAGGUCGAUUUCUGUCUCUACCAGUACCAGAGAAAUGUGCAUCUCGUCCUAAGGAAUUCAACUAUCGUGGGCAUAACUAUUUCUACAGCGCCCACGUACCUGCACUGAAAGACAAGCGGGUCGAUUGGUUGGAUGGUCGUAACAUUUGCCGCGAGUACUGUAUGGAUCUAGUUUCGCUUGAAACACAGGAGGAGAAUAAUCUCAUUUUCCGGUUAAUACAACAAAACGAUGUGCCUUAUAUCUGGACCGCCGGUCGUCUGUGUGACUUUAAGGGAUGUGAAGGACGUCCGGACCUGGAGCCGAAGAAUGUUUACGGUUGGUUCUGGUCGAACAACCGAGAAAAGAUACACGCUACUAACCAGAUCCCGAAUGGAUGGGGUUACAACCCUUGGAGCAAAUCGGGUCAUAAGAAGAUUCCACAGCCAGACAAUGCCGAAUUUGAUAUCAAUCAGACGACUGAAUCUUGUUUGUCAAUUUUGAACAAUGUAUACAAUGAUGGAAUCGGCUGGCACGAUGUUGCUUGUUACCACGAAAAACCAGUAGUUUGCGAGGAUUCUGAGGAACUAUUGAACUAUGUUGCUGCUACUAACCCCGGUAUUGUCUUAUAAAACAUUUGUCGCUGCAACACCACUGCCUGGAGAAUGCUGACUCAGAGAUAUGUCGGCAGUUUUGCUCGCGAGGGAAAAGAUCCUCUUCAUACGAUUCAUUUGAAUUAUUUCCGCUACCAAUUCUGCUAAUUUUGAAUUAUGUACUCUUCCUCAUUACAUAGCCGAUUACAACAAAAACAUUCAACAUACAGUACAGUAGUGCUCUGCUUGUACGGUUUGCUAGUAGUUUCAAAAAUGCCAUGUUUGAGUUUAUCAUGUUAAAAUCAACAAGAAUGUGACAAAUCAUGCGAAUCAUUUCGAACUUACUAUGCACAUUUGACUCAUUCAUUAAUAUCGACUGUGAGGCAACGGUUAAUUGAUUAAGAUGACGAAAUAGCAAGCAAGCAAUCUGUGCCAAGGUACACUCUACUCUAUCAGUCAUACGGCUCAUAACGAAGACAACUACAGUAAAUGUAUAUUUAUUGAAUAAAUAGACUUUUUAAGAAAUAUUUGAUCAUUUGAUUACUUUUUCAAAGCCCUCCGGUAACACUAUCCCCACAGGCGCCAUAGUGCAUUGAACAUUUUACCCCUUAAUCAGAUUGUAAGAAUAUAAGCCUAUGUAUGGUGGUAAUUUCUAUUUUCUAGCGUCCACAAACUA